CCGGUAUUUAAUUUCCCCGCCAUUUCGACUAACAAAUAACUGAUCUGUUUCCCUAAAUAAUUUUGAUCAUUUUCUGGCUUACGUUACAUGCUGUAUUGUUUUCAAGGGUAUCAGCCAGUAUGGGUUUGGAUGGUGUCUAUAAAGACUCAGAUAUCUUUAGAAGGAGAAAUAUUUUGAGAAGAAACAGUGUUCACAUUAUCACGACCUUUCUCCACAGGGUUUCAAGUUUUCUGAUUGGCCUAAAACAAACCAGCAUGCUUUGCGACAUUGCUUGACCUAAGUUUAUGCGGUUGAAUGCAGUCCUGUAUGUUAGCUAUGUAAACAUACAAUGUGUGGAUUUAUAUGGUACUGAACAUUUCUUAUUCUAUUUAAUAAUGGUUACUUUGAGUAUUUGUUCACCUAAGAGCAUCCUCGUGACAUUGCUGGUGUUGUCCAUGUACGCUCUACUCGUGAUUACUUUCAUCUACAAUCUUCAUGUUCGUGGAGAGAAACCACUCAAGACAUUAUUAACAAGUAACGAGGCAAAGUUAAAGGAAAACUUUACCGCUAAUGCGUUUAAGGGUCGAAUUAUUUACAAUCGAGUUGGAAAAUGUGGCAGUCGAUUCAUGUUGGCUGUAAUGUCCAAGGCUGCAGAAAAAAAUCAGUUUAAGAUUGUAUCCUCCUCUGAUAACGGAGUCAUUUCUUCUUCGCAACGAAAACUCACCAUAAGUCAACAGAUGAAAUUAGUUGCACACAUCAGUGAAAUUCAGCCACCGUUCGUUUUUCAUGGUCAUUUUCAUUUUGUUGAUUUCAGCAAAUACGGCAGUACCACACCCAUUUACAUCAAUCUUAUCCGCGAUCCAAUUGACCGCUUUGUGUCAGCUUACUAUUUCACGCGGUUUGGCGACGGAAGAAACAGAACAUGGGGGUUUAAAGGAACGAAAAGCGAUAAAUUCAGAACUUUAGAUGAAUGCGUUCUAAGCAACUAUUCCGAGUGCACGAACUCCAACAAGCUUCUUUACACUAUACCCUACUUCUGCGGACAAACAAGAGGAUGUAGAGGAUCUUCAUAUACUUCGUUAAGACGAGCGAUAAAUAACGUGGUCAACAAUUAUCUUGCUGUUGGUGUUCUUGAAGAUGUCAACAGUUUUAUCAAAGUAUUGGAAAGACUCUUACCUGCCUUCUUUAAAGAAGCAUAUAUGGAGGCAGUUAAAAUUGGCAAUUCAUCCCAGCGCAUGUCAACGAUUACCAAGAAUAAACGAUCGCUUUCUGCUAAAGCUCGUUCUGUUUUGAGACGAAGACUUCACCUCGAGUAUAGGUUCUACAAUUUUGUUAAAGAAAAAUUUGGGAAACUGAAAAAACAUCUUAGAAUAACAUAAUAUCAACAAAAUUCAAAAUUCUACACAUAAUAAAUAGAGUAUAGGUUCUACAAUUUUGUUAAAGAAAAAUUUGGGAAACUGAAAAAACAUCUUAGAAUAACAUAAUAUCAACAAAAUUCAAAAUUCUACACAUAAUAAAUAGAGUAUAGGUUCUACAAUUUUGUUAAAGAAAAAUUUGGGAAACUGAAAAAACAUCUUAGAAUAACAUAAUAUCAACAAAAUUCAAAAUUCUACACAUAAUAAAUAGAGUAUAGGUUCUACAAUUUUGUUAAAGAAAAAUUUGGGAAACUGAAAAAACAUCUUAGAAUAACAUAAUAUCAACAAAAUUCAAAAUUCUACACAUAAUAAAUAGGAUAUUUUAUAUUUUAAAGAUUUUGUAUAUAUUUUAUAAUAUAUAUUAUGUCAUUUCACGACCGGUGAAUUUACUACGUUCAUACUUACUAUAAAUCUAAAAAUAACUUAUUAUUAUGA
Exaiptasia diaphana is the source of this 1829-nucleotide messenger RNA. RefSeq names its product uronyl 2-sulfotransferase. Gene Ontology annotation, molecular function: sulfotransferase activity. Lineage: Eukaryota; Metazoa; Cnidaria; Anthozoa; Actiniaria; Aiptasiidae. Gene Ontology annotation, cellular component: membrane. The coding region runs from base 285 to 1358 and encodes 357 amino acids. The transcript has 8 exons. The record is from RefSeq and is a predicted model, not a curated record.